Messenger RNA from Gryllus bimaculatus (two-spotted cricket), 921 nucleotides. The record is from the annotation of a GenBank genome assembly. Lineage: Eukaryota; Metazoa; Arthropoda; Insecta; Orthoptera; Gryllidae.
AUGCAGAAUGGUAACGUCGCCCACAUGAAAGAAGAAAGCAAAAGACGUCCCGCUCCUUCUUCCGAAGAGAGCGCGCGGGCAAUGGAGGGGAGAUGGAGUAGUGAUUUGGAACAAGUGAUGGAGGACAAGUGCCGAUGCAUUGUUGAACGGGCGUUGCAGGAGCGAUGGCAGCUGCUGGAGGAGCGAUGGAAAAACUUAGAAGCAAUCAUGGAGGACAAGUGGAGAAGCAAGGAUUCCGCUAUAGAGCAGCGAUGGAGGAGUAUGGAGGCCGCGAUGGAAGAGAGAUGGAAAAGCCUGGAAUCGUCUCUGGAAGCAAAAUGGAGGUGCCUGGAAACGAAUAUGCACGAGCAAUGGAGGAGUAAGGAGUCUGUGGUAGAAGAACGAGUCAAGUGCUUAGAGAUCGCGUCGGAAGACAAAUGGAGAAGCAAGGACACUGCGUCAGACGUUCGGUGGAAGGGCGUGGAAACGGCAGUGGAGGAAAAACUGGAGAGCAAAGCAGCCUCAUUGGAAGAGCGAUUGGUGGGAAUUGGGAAGGGAAUGGAGGACCGGUGGAAAAACAAAGAAACGAUGUUGGACGAACGCUGGAAGAGCAAGGAGUCGUUGCUAGACGAGAGAUGGAGGAGCUUGGAGGCGUGUCUCCAGGACCAAUGGCGAAGCAAGGAGUCCGCCCUGGAGGAGCGGUGGCGAUCCUACGAAGCGGCCGCGGAGGACAAGUGGAGGAGCAAAGAAUCCUCGCUGGAGGAGCGCUGGACGAGCAAGGAGCGCGCGCUGGAGGAGCGCUGGAAGGCGCUGGAGGAGCAAGAGGACGAUCGGCGGAGGAGCGGCGCUUCGUGGAGGCAGUCGCUGGCGGCGUCGGAAGAAAGCGGGGGCGCGGCCCCUUGGAGGCAGUCGCUGGCGGCGGCGGCGGUGGAGGAGGGUUGA